UAGUAACUUGAAUUCCUCAGCCAUUGUUCUGUUGUUCAGAAAGAAACUUCUUUAUGUAUGAAUCCAAUUGUUAUCGCCACAGAUUCGUCAAGCUUUCCCGUGUACUAUCUAGCAUUGGUCUUCGACAAACAGCCUCCCAACAUCAGCCCACGGUAUUGGAUUUACUUGUGGAUCAUCGGGUGACGUGUCUCAACGGGGGUUUAGUAAUAUUCUUCAUCUAUUCUGGACGAGAUUAAAGCCCGUUGUUUGUCCAAUAUUAAACUCGUAAUGGUAAAACCCUGUACGGAGCAGUACAGCAAAGUCAAGAUAUUUUUCGCGUUAGCCCGUCUAUAGUUCUUCGGACGAUGGGGAGAGAUUUACGGAAUUCCGGCUCGCGGUAUGAUCUGCCACGGGCAGUGAUCUCCGCGACUUGCCUUUAUGAACCCACGGCUCCACUUUGCAAAUCAACUUCAAAAAGAAGAAUAUGAUAAUUGGAAUUAAAGUGAGAUAACGGUUUCGCACUCUUGAUAACGUUUUUUCAUCUUCUUCUUUUUUUCCCCCAGGAAGGUUCCGGUCGUUCGAUUGGAUAUCCUGAUCUCCUAGAUGGUCCCACAAAAGAUAAAACGGCAUUGAGUGCCAGUCGCCAAGAUGUGUUUGUCAAAGACUCCACGUGAUUUUACUUCAAGAGGAUAUUAAACAAAAACAACAAACCCACCUCAUAGUGACGUCCUUCUGGAACAGGAAAUAGUAUACAGAGUAAUUUAUUACUUCCCAUUUCUGGUGUAUGAAUCCAUGCGCCGUCUGUGAGAUGUUGGAGAUGUAGUUCCGGUUUGGCACGCGUGCGUGUUUUAAUGGAUGUCAGCUCGUUGUGGGAGCACGUGUACUGUCGCCCGAUGAGGUGACCGCUGGCUGGAUCAUGAAUGUGACACUGUGGAUUUUACUGGCUGUUCUAGGCGUCUACUGCUGCUUGACACCGGCCAAAGCAGGACGAUCGGCGUUCAAGAACAAGUACAGAGCCCGUCCCACCUUUCUGUCGACGCCCAAGAACAUAACAGUUCGAGUGGGCCGCCUCGCCAAGCUGCCUUGUUCCAUCAAACACCUCGGAACCAAACAGGUUGCGUGGGGUCGAAUGGGCGAGGAUCACUUCCUGACAAUCGGGACAUUCACAUGGGUUCGAGACAAGCGAUUUAUUGUGGAACACAAAAUGCAUGAAAAUCACAUUUCUGACUGGAAUUUACUUAUCAGAAACGUCACGAAGGAAUAUUCUGGCAUUUACGAAUGUCAAAUCACGACGGCCAAGAAAAUAUCGCGCCAUAUUCACUUAAAUGUCGUAGGGCCACCGCUUAACCUCCCAGGAAUAGUUCUGAGAGGCAGUAAAUACAUCGAUGUUGGUGACCCCAUCUCGCUCAUCUGUAACGCCACGGGGGGCGCGCAGAUCCCGGAGGAGAUUGACUGGUUUUACGAGGGUGAUAAAAUAGACUCUUACAAAUACCCGAACAUUUUGAUAACGAAGUAUCGCUCGUUGACGGACCAGAGUCUGAUCAGCGAGCUGAUGAUAGACCGCAGCACGACCAGGGACAGCGGCAUGUACAUCUGUCGGAGUUCAGAGAGAGAAGUCGACAGCAGAAAAGUAACAGUUUUAGUAGCUGAUACUUCCAAUGUGAAAAGAGGAACGGGGAAAAGUUCUUCUUCGCUGGAAGGUGUUAGACAUGGUGGUGCGUCCGGACUAUGCAGUGGUAUCACUACACACUUAGUUAUGUUUUUAUCAAUACUUUUUCUUCAACGGGUGUCAUGACCUUGGUGUGUGGUGGAGAUUCGUCUUGGAGUAUAGUGCAAUAUUCUGACAUUAGGAAUACAAGGACGUAAGAAACCCGACACGAGAAGCAAUCGCCUGGAUAGAAGAGACAAAUGGAGUUGAUGACGUCAUUCUCUGCCAUUAGAGCGGGAAAAUAUCUUUGUACCAACAUUUCAAAAAUGUAAUGCGUAGAGGUAUUUCGAGGGAUUAUUUGUCAAUAGCAUUUAAGGCAUAUGCACACAAAUUCUAGACAUAUGGAUACAAAACAAAUUAUAUCUUUGAACCAAGAUUGAAAACUUAAAUGCGUAAAGAUAUUUCAAGGGAUUAUUUUGCAAAACCUGUAAGGUAUAUGCUUACAAAUUCUAGAAAAAGUAUGCAAAACAAAUUAGUUAUUUGUAUUGGCAUCAAUGGGAUUAUUAGGAACUUCACUAAAUCCUAAAGGCAUAUGAAUACAAAUUAUUUAAUUACAAAAAUGAAGUUCCUUAUACAAUAGUGGAAUUAUUAUCAAGACCUUCAUGGCAUUUGAAUACAAAUACGUCACAAAUGGACGUUCACAUAUGGUUGUUUUUAUUGAGUAAUAGUGUUAACUUGAAUAUUAGAUUGUUCAUGAGCACUAGAUGAUCUUGAGAAAGAACACCAAGCGUUGAAGAUGGUGACUUGGUUAUGUUCGUAUCUAUUGCAAAUGUCAUAAAUGCUACUUGUGUUAGGCCUAGUAAAUAAGAAUUCGGGUUUUCUAGAUCACUUCACAUAUAGAUAAACCCGUGUCAAGCAGUGAACAAGAUGAGUUUUUAAGAAGAAAAAACAUGUUCACCAGGCAGAUGACUGAUUACUGGUUAUAAGGAAAUAAGAAAGUGGUUUCUUAAGACAGUGACAGUUUAUAAACAAAUCUGACUGCUUUAUAAAAGUGGUCACUUAAGCAGGUUUGACCACACAUCAGGAAUAACUGACCUCAUAAACGUUUUUCAUGCAGCCAUCUUAACUUGAGAGACUCACCAUAUCAAACCUGAACAAACCGAGAACGUUGUAGCCAUAUAACGCGGAUGUCCUGCUCAAAAUUACUGCAUGUGUGCAAAAUGAUGUGGGACGUUAUUUUUAAACUGAAUACGCUAUACAACAUUAUGUAUGGUCUCUGUAAACGAUCGACGCUACUUACAGUGGUGGCUUUUGAAAAUGUGGCUCUUAGAGAGUUGGUUGGAAAGUUUCAUAAAAGUGUCUGAUUAUCAGAAUUGCCGUAUUCAUUAUGAAAUGCCUAAGAGCAGUUGCGUUGAACAUUUUAGAAGCGAAACCGUAAAUACAGCAGUAGGAAUUAGCUUCUGAAAUGUGUAAUAUUUGAAACGGGUUUUGCCUUACAGCAGUGACAGUAUCUAUAAACGGAACAGGUUGUGAGUAUUCGGGUUUGUUUACCCAUGAUGCAGUGCGAUGUUCACGUCGAACUUCGUGCGACUGUUUGAUCCUGUCAUAUCACGUGAUUAGAAUUUUGUAUUGUCAAAUCUAUUGUAUAUAUCUAUUGUGUGUUUAUAUAUACGAUUGUGUCAAUGCAGUCACAGUUGCAAGUUGUAACCUGGUUGCGUUUCUUUGCGAAACGUCAUCAGCCAUGUAAUUUGUACUUUGAAGUUACAUAUUGAAUCUAAGUUCUAUUUAUAGAUAUGAUAUUAUUCAGUAUAGAUGUAGUUCUUGUUAUUCAUAAGAGUGGUUCGUUGUUAUGGGAAUAAAGUAACAUUUUAUUUUGAAAUCAUGGGUGUUUAAAAGUCUCAUAUACCGUAUAACCGGAAAUUUUCGUGGUCUUAAUUUUUCGUGGUUUGGGGUAUAAAAACAUUUCAAGGUUUCUUAUUUUCGUCGUUUGCCAAAUCUAAAUUGAAAGUGAUUUUAUUUUCGAGUUUUAGCAAGUCUAGUUGCGAGAAUACAUGCUAUUCUAAAAUAAAAAAGUUAAUUGCCGCCAUUCAAAUCCAUUGAAGACAAUUAUGUGAUCGAAACAAUAUUGUUAUAAUCUUCGUUUUCAAGCAGAUUUCCCUUCAUAGAUAACUACUUAAAUCGGCAAGAAACGUGUUUGUGUAUUUUAAAAUUAUUACUUAAUGUUUGCGAGUUUGCCUGUUUUAAAACGCGUUUUCUUAUUUUCCAGAAAGUGGCACAAGUACUUUUUAAAACAAAAUGUCCAUAAAACAACGAAUCACUUAAUCAUCAGCCAUAAACACAUUAUGAGCUCGGCCCGACCAGGCGCGGAUAUAGUGGGGGGGCCCAAGGGGCCCGGGCCUCCCCCCCCCCUAUUUUUGGGGUCAAGUUAUUUUUUAUUUUUUUUACUAUAGCAUACACUAGAGUGGAAUUACACAAAAAUGCACUUAUUUCCCAAGAGUCUUUAAAUUAUAUUGUAUGGUCCUACAAGUUUUCGUUGAUUUCGACAGAGGAAUGACUUACCAAUAUCAUCGACGAUUUUACGUGACCUGAAAUAUACUAGUACACCAGUUGCAGAAAGAAAGAAAUGUUUUGUUUAACAAUAUACUCAACACAUUUUAUUUACGUUUAUAUAGCGUCAGAAAUAUGGUUAAGGACCACAAAACAAUGAGAAAGGAAACUCGCUGCCGCGA
Messenger RNA from Gigantopelta aegis, 4356 nucleotides. RefSeq names its product zwei Ig domain protein zig-8-like. The coding region runs from base 896 to 1774 and encodes 292 amino acids. Gene Ontology annotation, cellular component: neuron projection membrane. Gene Ontology annotation, biological process: synapse organization. Lineage: Eukaryota; Metazoa; Mollusca; Gastropoda; Neomphalida; Peltospiridae. The transcript is spliced from 7 exons. The record is from RefSeq and is a predicted model, not a curated record.